Aureobasidium musti is the source of this 675-nucleotide messenger RNA. The record is from the annotation of a GenBank genome assembly. Lineage: Eukaryota; Fungi; Ascomycota; Dothideomycetes; Dothideales; Saccotheciaceae.
AUGGCAGCAGAACAGGCUGGCGCAGAGUAUGAGGCUCAGCAUGUACAUGAUGUAUACGAGCAGAUCGCAUCCCACUUCUCUGCCACCCGCUACAAGCCAUGGCCUGUAAUCGAAAAGUUUCUCAAAGAGUUGACUCCGGGAUCUGUAGGACUGGACAUUGGCUGUGGAAAUGGCAAAUAUCUGACCGUCAAUCCUGAUGUCUUCAUUGUUGGCAGUGACCGCUCGCCCUCACUCAUCAAGUUCGCCUCGGCGCACCAACCACAUGCUGCAGUCGUAUCCGAUAUCCUCGCGCUACCUCACCAAAAUCACUCCUUCGAUUUUGCCAUCAGCAUUGCCGUCCUGCAUCACCUGUCUACGCCAGAACGUCGCGUAGAAGCCGUUCAGACCAUCCUAGACACGCUCAACACCAAUGGCAAAGCAUUGUUGUAUGUAUGGGCUCUGGAGCAGAAAGAUAGCAGAAGAGGCUGGGACGAGGGAAACCAACAAGACACCAUGGUUCCUUGGGUUAUGCGCGAAAAGAAAGAGAAGCAAAAGAAGGAUCGCAAGCAGCAGAACAAGGGAGAUGCUGUUCAACAACCAGAGGCCUCGGCCGAACAAACACAGACGACUGGCACGAGUCUUGAGCCUGCUGGAGACAAGACUUUCUACCGCUACUAUCACCUCUACCAACAUUGA